Messenger RNA from Argentina anserina (silverweed cinquefoil), 2576 nucleotides. Its product is annotated as zinc finger CCCH domain-containing protein 18. Bases 335 to 2035 code for a protein of 566 amino acids. The record is from RefSeq and is a predicted model, not a curated record. NCBI's taxonomy places the organism in Eukaryota, Viridiplantae, Streptophyta, Magnoliopsida, Rosales, Rosaceae. The transcript is spliced from 8 exons. Gene Ontology annotation, molecular function: metal ion binding; RNA binding.
CUGUGAGUGUUGAACUGAAGACAAGGGCGUUCUCGCUCUGCUGCUUCUUCUUCUUCUUCCUCUUUUCUAAAGCUCUAUCCUUUCUGUCAUUUUUUGAUUUUUUUUUGUUUGUUGCAGAGAGAAUGUGUGUUCUUUUUUGUUGUGGAGAAGAGAAGGAGGGUGAGAUAUAAAUAGGGUAGAGAGCACAAACAAAUUAAAACAGAGAGAGAGAGAGAGAGAGAGAGAGAGAGAGGAAAACAAUCAUGGGUAUGGAGGAGUUGGAAGGCUUGGAUUGUUGGCUCUUUUGACUUCAGCUUUCAUCUUGGCUCUGAAAACUAGAGGUUUGCAAUCUGAAAUGGAUUUCUCAGAGUCCACAACAGUAGUGUACAAUAGGAUCCAGAAGCUAGAGCCUGAAAAUGUCUCCAAGAUUAUUGGCUAUCUUUUGUUGCAAGAUCAUGGUGAGCGUGACAUGAUCCGGUUGGCUUUCAGCCCUGAUAACUUGAUCCAAUCUUUGAUUAACAAGGCAAAAACAGAGCUAAACAAACAUGCAAUGUCAUCUCCAAUCUCACCUUCUCAGGUGAACCAAGUGGUCGUUUCAGACCUGCCCAUUCAAUUCACUCCCUACUCUCCGAGUUUAACACGACCAAUUUCAUGUCCCACAACUCUUGGAACAACAAAUCCAUUUAGUAGGGAGGCCCAAUUUCUUGGUGAUCAGCAACCACUGCAAGCUGUAGAAUUCAUCCCACCAGGGUACUUGGAUUCUUCUGCUGAAGAUUAUUCCCUCCAGAGUCAUCAAAUGCAAUUUUCGCCAGACUUCUCGAACAAUUUCUGCUACCAUGAACCUGCAUUGGGCGUGAGGAGUCGAAGGUCUCCUAGCUUACCUGAUUUUCCUCUUAAGGUUUGCCAUUACUUUAGCAAGGGCUUUUGCAAGCAUGGAAACAACUGCAGGUACUUCCAUGGUCACCCCAUGCCGGAGAGCUUUUCUCAGUUUUUCUGCUCGAAUUCCAAUGAGCCUCAAGGAGAUGACCAUGUCGUCUCGCCUGGCUCACUUGAGAAGCUAGAAUAUGAAAUAAUUGAGCUUCUCAAAUCUCGAAGAGGGUUUCCCAUAUCCAUUGCCUCUUUGCCAAUGAUGUAUUAUGAGAAAUAUGGGAGGACUCUUCAGGCCGAGGGAUACCUUACUGAGAGCCAGAGACAUGGAAAGGCUGGCUAUAGCCUCACAAAGCUUCUUGCUAGAUUGAAAAACAGCAUUCGUCUCAUUGAUAGGCCUCAUGGACAGCAUUCGGUUAUAUUGGCUGAAGAUAUUCCAAAAUACUUGGAGUAUACUGGCGAGAAAACUGAACCUGGUGGAAUUAUUGCCGGCUCUCGACAAAUUUAUCUUACUUUUCCUGCUGAGAGUAAUUUCACUGAGCAAGAUGUUUCCAACUAUUUCAACAAAUAUGGGCCAGUUCAAGAUGUGCGCAUCCCAUGCCAGCAGAAGAGGAUGUUUGGGUUCGUCACCUUUCUUUAUGCAGACACGGUGAGACAUAUCUUGUCGAAAGGGAACCCUCAUUUUGUAUGUGGGGCUCGAGUUCUAGUGAAACCUUACAGGGAAAAGUCUAGACUUGUUGACAGGAAGUUUUCAGAAAAGAUGCAACAUCCUGCAUGCUACAAUUCACAUUACAUUGAUGCGGAGGCAGAGCUUCACUCAAUGCCAAGAGUUUGUGACAGUUCAAGACUGCUAAGAAAGCAAUUCAUAGAGGAACAUGAUCAGGUACUCGAGUGUGAGAGAAGGCGUCGCUCGGAAAUGCCCUUGCCACUCAAACCUAUGUCCCACCAUCAUCUGUUUUAUGGCUACUCUAGAUCUAUGGAUGAAUUCAAGCAUCCAGAAGCUCAUGCAGAACAAGCUGAGUUCCCCUCUGCAAAGGAAUUCAACAUAUUUCUGGAUAUUUGGAAUAAUGGUUCCACUAGUGAGGAAAAAAUCCAACAGAUAAACACUGAUUACAUUGACCGCCAGGAUAGCCAAGGUAUUUUACUCCCAGAGAGCCCAUUCGCAUCUGCAAUGUCAACAACUAUAUAGAGAUUAAGACAAACAGAAAUUAUAGAGGUACCGGAUUGCUACACUAAGAGACUACUAAUUCAUGCUUCGGAUACAAAAGAACAGACUUACAUAUUCUUCUGUUGCAUUUUCACUUUACCUCAACUUAAUCGGUCUGUUCAGUUAAUUAGAGUUCGUUCAUACCAACUGAAGAACAGAGGGACAGUAGAAAACCUUCCAUUCUCCCCUGGUAUGUGGAGGAGAAGAAUUCCAAGGAAGACAGAUACAAAGAGUUAAUAUGUCACAGGUUUUUAGCCUUUUUCAUUUCUUUUCCUCGUUACUUCUUUUAAUGUAAUCAGAGGUUGCAACUUGCAAGUGAGACUAGAGGCCCUAUAGGGCUUGUGGGUUAUUUACCGAAACAUAAGUAGUUUGCUAGUAGUUGAUGAUGAAAGUGGUAGUGGAAGAAAUGCAGGAUCUGCAGAGUAAAGAAGGGUGUAGAGAGAACUCUGCAGCAAUGAGAAACAAUAAAUUUUAAGUUAUACAAAGUUUAUGUUUGCCUUGGUGCAUAUCUGAAUUGCUAUUA